Molecule: messenger RNA, 2217 nt
Organism: Suillus paluster
Lineage: Eukaryota; Fungi; Basidiomycota; Agaricomycetes; Boletales; Suillaceae
Exons: 4
Coding region: 1-2217 (738 amino acids)
Source: RefSeq, a predicted model, not a curated record
AUGUUCAACAAUACUACUAAUAGCACACGAGACGCUGCCAGUGACACACCACCAGAGUCUCCUCCAUCCUCCGGCAAAUCUCAGACUGCCUCACUGUCCUCUGAUUCUGUCCCACUACCAGGCUCCUCGACACUCACAUUUCUUGUGGCAGCACUGAGCAAUGCAUUGCUUGAGGGUGCACCUCCAGGCAUUUCACCAUCCACUCAGGCUGCUACAUCUACAGGAGAAGUUCCUGUCCAGUCUGGCAAGAAAAACAGAGGUCCAACAAACCCAAACAACCUUUUCAAGCCGAGUUCGGGAUCGACAACAGCACGCAACCUCUGUGGUAUCGAAUGGCAAGCCCAACGCAAGAUGGGCACUGUCGCAGAGUUCACAACACACUGGAAUAGCCUCACUCCCCAACAGAGAGAGCCCUACGUCACUCGCUCAAAGCUUGCCAACACUACUCUUGGAAUGACAAUGUUCCUAUACUUUCAGUCACUCAUUGCCCAUUCAUUUCUUCGUUCUCCCCCCACGUUAGCCUUGUCGAUAACCUUGGAACGACAAUGUUCCUCUCUAGGGAGCGAUUGGGGGAUUUCAGGGCCCGGAGGCUGGCGCUUUUCUUCGGAGAUGUGCACUAAGCUUCUGGCAACUCGAGCGAAUUAUUACAUGCUUGUUGGCGCAAUCAUUUCAGCUUACAAGCCUUGGUACAUUAUCCCCGCAGAGUUGAGGUUGGAUUGGAUAGACAACUCAUUCCCGUCCGAAGAGGUGUUAGCCACACAAGUUGGUGACGCGCGCCGACACAUACUGGACCAAUACGGGUUCAUAGCCUACAACUUGCAUCAAGACCCGCGUUGGCGCACACACCCUGGCUUGCUGGUGCAUGUACUCAGGGUGACCAACACUGGCCUCGAUUCCUGUUGGCACAUCGGAUGCAUCGUGGAUUUCAAGAGGAUGGAUUUUUUCAUUUUGGAAUUGUAUGAUCUCAUCUCUCAUGACGUUCCUGUACACUACCAGUGGUUCCCCGCCAAUGCUGGACCUUUUGACCCACGAGCACUUAGGGCCAAUGACUAUGACUUCAUUCAGAACAUAAGGCGGACUCAAGUCAAAUGGCAGUGGUCUACAGCGGCGCAAAGCGCCAACUCCAUGGAUCCUCCAGCUGUCCCUCCACCUGCACAAAAGAAGGCGAAGUACUUCAAAGCUAGCGGGAGGUUCAAGACCAACACAUGGGAAGAAAUCUCGAAAAACGCAUACAAGGAGCUGUCAAAUUGGUGUGUGGCGGAACAUGUGAAGCUACCGACGAGAGAUGUAUUCGUCGCCUACGAGUAUGAAGGAGCAGAUGAGGAAUACAUUGUGCCUGUGGGAUCUGUCAUCAGCGCAAAGGAGAUGGCUGCCUAUGUGCUUGGGAUAGCAGCUCAACUGAAUCCCAUUUCUGCUGUCAUCAACACAAAGGAGAUGGCUGCCCAUGCGCUUAAGCUGGCAGCUCAACCAACAGUGAAUGGUUUCUGCCCCAUCAGCAACAAUGCUAGCCCUGACGACAGGGGAGUCCUCUUCUUCAGUGCAGAGCAGACUCGGGCCUGCCAAAAGGAUUCUCCUGCAGCAGCAACGCCUACUGCAGAGCCCUCCACUUUGGAGCACAGCAAACCUGCGCCCGUCACAAAGGGUUCACUCGCAGUAGCAGCAUCGAUUGCAGUGACUGCCACAGAAUCAUUGAUUUCUGAGAAGCACAGUCGAAGCCAAUGUUCAGUGACUCCGCGUGCAAUGGUGCCUAACAUCGUCAUUCGUGUGCGGUCAAGAUCCGCUGGGGCCGAAUCCGCUAUCUCCCUAGGAGAAGAAGACAAUGUCCCCUUUUUGUUUGGCUCUCAUGUAGCUCCUUGGGCGCCUGAUUAUACUCCUGUUUCACCCCGCUCCCCAUCACCGUCACUUGCAGUUAUGGUUCCACUGCCGGCACCGUCGUCUUUGUGCCUCCCACCCCCACAUUGUCAGAAAUGCCUGGCGUUCCUUGAUGAUUAUUCCUCCAGCUCGAGGAAGCGCAUGAUCUCGUUUGUAUCAUCUCCAUCUGGAGCUGGAGAGAAUAAGAGACCACAGAUGGCGGCGCCCCCUAUGUCCUCAUGCCUGACCCUGAUGCAGAGGCUUCACAACGUCGUCGCGACUUUCCCUGCAGCCUCACCCCUUGCGCCUGAGCCCUCUCCACUUCAACAGCUCCCACCGGCACAAGUUCAAAUCCUCCUGGUUUGA